CCUCGUUUGUUGGCCGGCGCUGAAGAAGAGGACGCUUCUACAAACAAGCCGUGUUUCCGCUCUAUGCCUGUACUGCUGCAGCACUGUAGCGCCAGGCGCGGCGGACCUGUGCCGCACCUCUGCUUGUCCUGGAGCGCACCUGGGCUCGCGGGGAGGAGCCCCGGGGCGCCCCGGCCCCAGGUGCACCGGUCCGGCAGCGCGGCGCCCUGCGUGUGCAGCCCUCGGCCAUGGCGUCCCACACACUUCGCGAAACUGGGAGAGCACACGCACACACGCCCGGUCUCUCUCCGAGGAUGUAACGUGGAGCUGCCAUUGCGGUUUUAUUGGUCGAAUUCAUUACGAGGAGGUAGCAAGAGAAGCAUCUUUAUUACCGAGCCACCAUUAAACACAGCAGAGGACAUUUCUCUCCUUCACACUACGGGCAGGACGGGAUGUUGUUGUCGUGUCAUUAGCAUCUCUGUGGAUUUUGUUUUUGCAUGGUGUGGUGUUAUUAAGGGGAGUGGAUAGAGCCCCCCUCCCCCUGUUAAACGGCAUAACAGAGUAAUACCCUUCUGUCCAUAUUCUCGCUCACCGUUAUGGCAAACGAAUCGCUAGCAAAUGGAGGAGGACCGAGUCAGUCCAAACCCCGGAGCCUUUCGUCCUCCGCGGAGCUGAACGCAUCCAUGGAGCGCAGCGUCCAGACCCGGAUAUUUAAGAUUAUCGUGAUAGGGGACUCGAAUGUGGGGAAGACCUGCCUAACCUUCCGCUUCACCGGAGGGAGCUUCCCGGACAAAACAGAGGCCACUAUCGGCGUGGAUUUCAGGGAGAAGGCGGUGGAGAUCGAAGGUGAAAAAAUCAAGGUGCAGGUCUGGGACACGGCAGGUCAGGAGCGUUUCAGGAAGAGCAUGGUGGAGCACUACUACCGUAACGUCCACGCCGUCGUCUUCGUGUACGACGUCACCAAAAUGGCCUCCUUCGAGAACCUCAAGACCUGGAUCCAGGAGUGCAACGGGCACCACGUGUCGCCCUCCGUGCCCCGCGUCCUGGUGGGCAACAAGUGCGACCUGGUGAGCCAGAUCCAGGUGCCCUCCAACACGGCGCUGAAGUUCGCCGAUGCCCACAACAUGCUGCUGUUCGAGACCUCCGCCAAGGACCCCAAGGAGACGCAGAACGUGGAGUCCAUCUUCAUGUGCCUGGCCUGCCGCCUGAAGGCCCAGAAGUCCCUGCUGUACAGGGAUGUGGAGAGGGAGCAGGGCAGGCUGCAGCUGUGUCACGAGCCCAGCCCCAAGAACUCGUGUCCCUGCUGAGCGAGCCGUGCCCUCUGUCCCCCUGGAAGCAGCUGCAAGAAUUUCAGACAUGCAGAGAUAUAGUCAUGUAAAGGACUGGUCUAAGGGAAAGAAUGUGCCUGCAUUUUGUUUUUCUGAAAAACGUUUGUGCAAGAUUAACCCUUCUUCUUGGAUUUCUCUUUUGAAUUCUUCCCCUCCGUUGCAAAUCAGUGCAUAUCAUCCCACUGCCUGUUUUUUUAAGUCUCUUAUGGCCUUCCGAUCGCAGAGAUGCCAAAGGUUUGCCGCCCUUCAUCAAGAACUGAGAAGGACAAUGUCCCUCAGCAUAAAAAAGUACUGGUUUGUGCUGCUCAAAGUAAUUUGCACUCUCAUAUAAAAUCCCUUGCUAAUAUAGAAUAAGAUUUCUUAAAUUACAGAUGGAUGUAUUUCACUCACGGAUAGGUUUUUCAUAUUAUUACUAGAAGUACUGAAUAAUAACCCAGCAAACUCAAAAAGAUGUCCAGUUUCCUGCAUACAGUGACUCUUUUAUAAAAGAAAGUUAAUUUCCAAUCUAGUUAUGUACAGGGACAUGCACACAAAAAGUUGCAGUUCUCCUCACAGUAACCUGGUGUGUUUCUUAUUUCUGUCUGGAGCGAUGUGUGUCAAGGAUGACAUCGACACCCUCCUACGCUCGGAAAGGACUCUGUCUCCUUGAGGGAGCAGGUCAGCUGUCACUGAACGAGACAAACGAAUUGGGUAAAUAACCUUCUCAGUCCUACCAUGUUCCUUUUAGGUAAAUAUUUUUUUAAGUUUAAUCUGAAUAAUUUACCUUCAUUGACCACAAAACUAACAUAUAGUCAGUGUGUGAAUGGGGCUAUGGUCUGACUGACUUGACCGGAGAUGGAUGUUGGUCAGGAUCAGGGUGCCUUUAUUCAAAUGCAGCAGAAAAAUUUUGCAGUAAGAUGAGCAAUAAUGACAUUUUUAAAAUGUUGUCAUUAAGGCCAUUUAUUGUCCUGAAUGCCUCUCAUGUUACAGCACUAGGUCAGACAAGUAGUACUGCUGGUGCCUUAAUCAUAUUGCUGUCAUGUGCAGCAUGACAGGUUUUAUCAUUUAAGGGUGAAAAAAAUACACAGCAAGCAGACAUGCAACUUUCUUUGAUUGUGUCAUGGUUUUUAGACUGAUCUCAAAAGCAGACUAAUUAUCUUCCCAUUGCAAUCUGGCUAAAAUCAGGUUUCAAAUGAGAGGAGGCCAUUGGGCACAUCAAGCACAUUGGCCUGCUAGUCGAUAACUGAUUAGAGGCUGUAAUCCAGCCCCUUCUUGAACGUAGCUAUAGAGUAUCAGCUUCAACAAUGGCUGGACAGUUUGUUCCAUGCUCCCACAACUGUUUGUGUAAAGAGAGGUUCAAAUUGACCUGAAGACUGAAGAGACUAUAAAUGUGCCCCUGGGACUCCUGUUUGACUGAAAGUGCUGGAUUCUGUCUUUUGAGCAAUAUGAUGUUUAUUUUCUCACUUUUCUAAUUGCGUUCAAAAAAUGCAGCUAAGACAUAUGAACUUUUGUUUAAAAAGAAAUUAGCUUGAAAAAACUGCACAGCAAAUUUGACAUCAACGAUAGAUCUGGACAGAGGUGUCUCUUCUGAGGGCAUCUCUAGUACAGUAAAGAGUACUGAGUGCAGUAGAACAUGUUAAAAACUCAGAUUUUCUUUUAUUAAAUCAUAAUGGGAAUUAAUGUUAUGGAAGUAAUUCAUAUUAAAUGUCUUCCCUCUUCUGUUUCAGAAUUAGAUCACUGUUGUUAUUUAUUCAGUAUCUGCUAAUAGGCCUUGACGAUGUAAUCUUGUAAGAGUGUGAUGACUCCCAGGCUGAUGAAAGACAUUACUUGAUCGGAAGCUCAGAUAUGUACUCCCAGUGGCUGCGAGUGGAUGGACAGGUUUAUCUUUCACAUUCACAGCCCUCUCUCUUGGACAAAACCUGUCUUGUGCUCUUCCCGGAGUUCUGCUGCAUCCCUGGAUCAAUCCAAACCUCUCCUCUCCCCCAAAGAAGACCUCCAUCUUUUUGUAAGGUCUUGAAGAUAGCACCAGAGGUCCUGUCUCUCCAAAGAGAACAUAAACAGGACAAAUGUGUUAAUUUUAGUUGGAAGAAAAAUAAAUGAAAAAGCACUGUG
Lepisosteus oculatus (spotted gar) is the source of this 3398-nucleotide messenger RNA. RefSeq names its product RAB33A, member RAS oncogene family (gene rab33a). Gene Ontology annotation, biological process: Rab protein signal transduction. NCBI's taxonomy places the organism in Eukaryota, Metazoa, Chordata, Actinopteri, Semionotiformes, Lepisosteidae. The record is from RefSeq and is a predicted model, not a curated record. Gene Ontology annotation, molecular function: GTPase activity; GTP binding.